AUGUGCAUACAUCCAGUUUUCCAUAUAAACCUCCUUACAAAAUUCCACCCUGACCCUCAUGGACAAGAUCCUCCACAACCUGCACCUAUCAUCACAGAAGAAGGUGAGGAGGAGUACAAAGUAGAAAGAAUCUUGGAUAGCAAAUGGAAGGGAUGCAGCAAGGCAAGGAAACUCUGGUAUCUUGUCAAAUGGAAAGGAUAUGACAAGGGAAGCAAUUCAUGGGAACCAGUAAAUAACAUGGCUAAUGCCAAAGAGGCUAUGGAAGAUUUCCAUAAAGAACACCCCAACGCAGUUGGAGCUUGA
Messenger RNA from Rhizoctonia solani, 303 nucleotides. RefSeq names its product Retrotransposable element Tf2 protein. The record is from RefSeq and is a predicted model, not a curated record. Gene Ontology annotation, biological process: chromatin organization; negative regulation of transcription by RNA polymerase II. Gene Ontology annotation, molecular function: chromatin binding. NCBI's taxonomy places the organism in Eukaryota, Fungi, Basidiomycota, Agaricomycetes, Cantharellales, Ceratobasidiaceae. The transcript has a single exon. Gene Ontology annotation, cellular component: pericentric heterochromatin. The coding region runs from base 1 to 303 and encodes 100 amino acids.